Molecule: messenger RNA, 723 nt
Organism: Strongylus vulgaris
Lineage: Eukaryota; Metazoa; Nematoda; Chromadorea; Rhabditida; Strongylidae
Source: the annotation of a GenBank genome assembly
GUUCACAAAGUUGGCACAUCGUACUCAUACUAUUCAAGAAGUCUUAAGCCUGUCCAGCAUCAUAAGAUUUCUCAUCUUGAACAGUUUAUCCCCCAAGCUUUUCCGGCAGGAAUAGAUCUGAUCAUUGAUGCUGAGGUUCUUCUCGUUGACAACGCGACUGGCAAACCGCUCCCAUUCGGUUCUUUGGGAAUCCAUAAAAAGGAACAGUUUAAAGAUGCAUCGGUUUGCAUUUUUAUAUUCGACAUCUUGCGAUACAACGAUGAGGACCUGAUGUCGAGAACUCUGGCUGAAAGAAAAAUGCUUCUUGAAUCUAAAAUGACAGAGGUGGAAAAUCGUGUGAUGAUGUCAAAUUACCAGCUUAUUCGUAACGGGGACCAUGACACAUUAAGAACCAUGAUUUGGAAAGCCAUCGAUGAAGGCCUCGAAGGUCUCGUGUUAAAGGAUACCCGAUCAGUAUAUGAGCCAGGCAAACGACAUUGGCUCAAGGUUAAGAAAGACUAUCUAGAGGAGGGGAAAAUGGCGGACACAGCAGACCUUAUAGUGCUUGGUGCUUAUUUUGGCACCGGCUCCAAAGAUGUUUUCCAAACUGUAGGUGGAAUGAUGUCGGUAUUUCUUAUGGGGGUCUACGAUAAAGACACGAAUUCCUAUCGCACGGUAACAAAAUGCGGCAAUGGACAUACAGAUGAUGCCCUUGAUGCCAUAAAUAAGAAACUGAAGGAUAAG